Messenger RNA from Penicillium hordei, 579 nucleotides. Its product is annotated as mediator of RNA polymerase II transcription subunit 9. NCBI's taxonomy places the organism in Eukaryota, Fungi, Ascomycota, Eurotiomycetes, Eurotiales, Aspergillaceae. Gene Ontology annotation, molecular function: transcription coregulator activity. The record is from RefSeq and is a predicted model, not a curated record. Bases 1 to 579 code for a protein of 192 amino acids. The transcript has a single exon. Gene Ontology annotation, cellular component: mediator complex. Gene Ontology annotation, biological process: regulation of transcription by RNA polymerase II.
AUGGCUUCUCGAUCCCCGCCAGUGGGCACCCCGCUGCUGAAAUCCCCCGUGCCCGAGACGCCCUUUAAAGACGCGCCAACACCAGCACCGCAAAUAGUACCUUUCCCUUCACCACAGACCUUCGAGAUAAUCCCACCGUUGCAUGGAGUUCUCUCUCGCCUGCUCUCCUCGAAAGGUCAACAACCCAGUUCAUCGGACGCGCCCGGGGAUACAACAGGGGUCCCCGGAGCUUCCCAGGCGCAGACCCAACAGACACCUUCAAACAUCCCCAAUGGUGGACACAAUGGCAACUCUACCUCUUCACAUGCUGUACCAGAAGUAUCAGUCCUUGGUUCAAGUGCUCAUCCGUCGCUCGAUGUGAAAAACCUCCCUACCGAAACUAGCUCUGUCAGGAUUCGAAUCCAGAAGGCUCGUACGGUCGUUGAAGGACUACCGGAUGUGCAUCGGUCUGUCAAUGACCAACAAAGGGAGAUUGCAGAGCUGGAGGGUCGUGUGAGACGUUUGCGCUCUGUGAUCUCUGACUUUGGGAGUCGAGCAGGAAUGCUACAUGAGGACAAUACGAGGACCGUGGAAGCAUGA